Lichtheimia ornata is the source of this 609-nucleotide messenger RNA. RefSeq lists its product as uncharacterized. The record is from RefSeq and is a predicted model, not a curated record. NCBI's taxonomy places the organism in Eukaryota, Fungi, Mucoromycota, Mucoromycetes, Mucorales, Lichtheimiaceae. Bases 1 to 609 code for a protein of 202 amino acids. The transcript is spliced from 3 exons.
AUGGGCUCGUCCGACAAAGUUAAAGAAAAAGAAAAGCACGCAACCGAUCUUGCCAAGAAGAAAAGCAAGAAGGAGAAGUCGAGCGAUGACAAGAAACGAAAGCGAGAGGAUAGCGUAGAGAAGAAGGCUAAGAAGUCUAAAUCGAAUGGCGAUGAUGGCGUGAAGAAGGAAAAGAAAAAGAAGGAGAAGAAGAAAAAGGACAAGACAAAGGGCGACGAUGAAAAGAAGCAACGAAAGCAUGCAUGUGACAGCAACCCUUCAACGCCAGAGAACAUUGAUACACAACCAUCAUCACCAUCGAAUACCAACAACGAGGAUGCUAAAGAGGAAAGUGGUGGAUGGAACAAUUGGAACAAAGCCAGCUUUGGUGGAGAUCAGCAGCAGAAGGACAAGUUCUUGCGCUUGUUAGGUGCCAAAAAGGCGAGCAAUCAACCAUCCGAACGUCAGCAAACCAAAAAGUCAGGAGGAGGUUUGUAUGGGUCUCUAAAGAGUGCUAUUGACGAAGAUGAGAAGCAUCGUAUUUCCAAUGAUUUGCAAAAGCAGUUUGAGGAUGGAUUACGGUUUAGAAAGCAGCAACAAAUGGGCCGUCGCGGUGGUCUUGGUAGCUAG